Suillus paluster is the source of this 1305-nucleotide messenger RNA. RefSeq lists its product as uncharacterized. The coding region runs from base 288 to 1163 and encodes 291 amino acids. The record is from RefSeq and is a predicted model, not a curated record. The transcript is spliced from 15 exons. NCBI's taxonomy places the organism in Eukaryota, Fungi, Basidiomycota, Agaricomycetes, Boletales, Suillaceae.
AGACAUCAGACCCCAAGCAUCAGAUAAUCGACGUACAUCGGGAAGCUGCUGUUCGUUGCUCUUCAACACAUCUUUCAAAUUCAAACCAUGCUCGAUUCCUCUGCAUCUCUGUUCGUUGCUUGCCUAUCCUUCCUGAUCCUUGUUGCAACAUUUGAAUAUGCCUGCCAGGCAGACACCGUAAUUGUGCGACACAGCCGUCAGUUGCACGUGCUUAUAUUGUGAAGCAAUGCAUAAGAAGAAGCGCGCUACGCGACUUCUGAUCCCACUUACUGCUUUAUACGAACCUGAUGAGUUACGCUACUGGUACUGCUUUGUAUGCCGAUACUGGCACUCAGACAUCCAAGUACUUCAAUGUGGGAACGUUUGCUAUUUUAGUUUUUGACUACUGUAUUACUCUGGAGGCAGAGUCGCAGUGGGUAUGGCACCGAAAAUGGACGUUCGUACGAUUUAUAUUCACCGUAUCGCGAUACCUGCCAUUUUUUGGCAUCGGCAUGACAUUCACGGCUGCGCUUCGGACACAAUACUAUCCCGGUGAAAGUUGUGUUAAAUUUGGACAAGCGUCCAACGUGUUGCACAUCAUCUGCAUUAUAGCCUCAGAAGGAUUGCUAAUAACGAGGAUUUACGCUUCCUGGGCAAGUAAGCGUCUACUAACAUUCCUACUAGUCUUUCCCGUGGUUUGUUUCGUCAUCUCUUAUAUCAUCUCAGACACUCCCCUAGGAGUCUUCAAUUCUUCGAACACGACCCCAAUUAACCUACCGAAUCCGGGCGGCUGUCUUUUUGCGGGCGGGAGAAACAAUGUCUUCGAGUACGCUGCUUUGUUACUCUAUGAACUGGUCCUCCUGUGCUUGAUGUUGUUCAUCAAAUCCAGAAGGUACAAAAAUAUCGUCGGAUUGCUCCCAGAAACCUUUUUCAAUGAUUCAGUGAGAUAUAUGAUUUGCAUUAUGAUCAUGUCUUCGUUCAGUAUCAUCCUCACUAUGAGUCCUCCGAUUACAUGGGUUUCUAUCACAGACUCUCCACAGAUUGUCAUCCACAGUAUCCUCGCCUCUCGUAUCCUUUUCAACCUACGAGAAUGUGAAGGACGUCUACAAAAUCAUACAACGCUGGCGGAAGUAUCCGAGAUGCAAUUUGAAGGUCAGCUCUCGAUGUCGAGAGUCGAGGUUUGAUGAACGUUGCAUUAUGUGUGUAGUGCAGGGCUGGAACUGCAUGAAUAUCUCAUGUCGUAUAUUAAUUGACUUUCGAACUGUGAUGCUUAUUUAUCUGCUCGGGACAUCACUUCUGGUACAUGUUAGUCAGACCUCAAACAGU